GUCUUACAUUUAUAAGGACAUAUUAGGAAAAUAACCCUUUGACUUGGGUGUCUUAUAGAGAGAUUUCUGCAAGAAGAGCCCUUUUUAUUUUUAGCAGUGCACACUUCAGGCCAGUUAAGCAGCCAGACUGACGCAUUGUUGUGGUCAUAAGUCAGAGUGUGGACAAAAAACCUGUGCACUGAGUUGAAAAUCUUAAAGAUAAAUAAAGACCAGAGGACUUUUCAGAGUGGAAGCCUGAACUUUGACCCCAAAACCAGCAACCGCAAAAGGCGGCAAACAAACCAAAGACGACGAGAGAAAGUCGGCGAAAAGAUGAGCAGAACAGAACGAUUAUGACGCUGCCGGCGCCCAGCGAAGCGCGACUGAUGAAGCCCACUUAGAGGUGUCCCUGCUCCUUGUUCCUCCUCCGCCCCGCCAGCUUCCCUUUGGCUUUUCCUGCUCAUUUUCCAUUUGCCUGCUCCUCUUCGCAUGGACAGUGGUCAGCAGUCCUUGGCAACAUUUGCCGUUGACAGAGUGCUGGAACACGAAGAUGAAAAGCGGAGAGUGAAAAAAGGAAAAAUAUGAUUGAUGUAUUCGACUACGGGAAUACCUGGUACUAUCUUUCUACAACUGAUGGUGAACAUGAGGCAAUUCCUUUGCACGUUUAUCUCUAGAACUUUCCACUUGCACACUUUUAGCUUUCUCUCAGAAACAUUCAAGCCUUAAGAGAUCCCUAUAUACCCUCUUAGUUAUUGGAUACCACGUAUAAAAAUCAAGGAGCAGCAGCUGUGUGAGUCAGUGGCCGUGGAGACGUGUGUUGGGCUACUUGGGGUCGUCUGGACAAACAUUACCCAUCGUCGGACACCACCGGACAUGACCAAAUGAAAAUGUGUAAGGCUGCCCCUGGCGAAGUCGUCGUCGUCGCCUCCGCCGCACAAUUAUUACUUCAACUUUUCAUUUGGGUCUCUCCACUCUGCGUGUUUUUUCUGGAGUCUGGAGAUGCUGCAGGAAACCAGGAUGGCCGGAUGGAAGGAUACUCCUGGCCACGGCUUGUAAUUUCGCUUCCUGCGUCUCAUUUUUCAUAUUUCAGCGCUUUGAGUGCCAUUUGGCAAACUGCAAAACUGGAAACGGCAAAGCAAAAGGCGACUGGCCAACAAGGGAGAAGGAUUGGAAUGGGUGAGUGUGGGACAUGUUCUUGUGCCAACAGACAAACCUCAAAGUGGAAUAUGGAAGGGCGCUGCCAUCCAAAGACUGGGACCACCAUAACCAUGGUCACUUCUCUGUAGGAAGGUCGUCGUAAUUUCCCUGCGCAGAUAGUGAGGAGACUGGAAAAUGUGUUGGAAAAUAUUUGUGUUUUAAGGGAUCUUAAAGAAAUGCAAAACAUAAACGUCCUUUAUCCGUGAUCCGACCCAAUACAUUGAUAAUAGCUUGAGAUAUCUGUUUAUGAUGGUCGCGUCGAUUUCAGGCCACAAAGAAAGAGUUCAAUAGCUGCCGAAGUUCAAUGUCAAUUCGCUGACCUCUGGCAAAGUGAGGCCGAGAAAUGGGUGGCAACAGAUUGCGCAUACGACCUGUUGAAACAGUCGAAAGUCGCAGUUGCAAAAAGCCCCAGAGAACGCCGAAUAAAAACGCAGCAUUAUAAACAAAAACAGCCUACAAGGAUGGGGAGUCCAUAAAGAGGCUAGCAAAAGUACGGAAUUUAUGUGUAUAAGUAAGCCACGAAGGUCAUAUUAAAUUGCCAUAAAGAGCUAUCGAUUUUAUCUGCAACAAUGAGAGAAGGAAAAUCGCUGCGCACAAGAAAAUGCUCCAGCAUCCUAACGAGGACACUGACACCGCCGAGAAAAUGGGGGAAAAUGUGAAAAGCUGUAGGGAGAAAGAGAAAAAAAGAAACAAGGGAAAAUAAAGCAGCGGGCAGUCGAAAAAUCCAUAAAGAGGCGCGCCAGCGGAGGGGCCGAAAAGAAAAGUUUCCCUAGCUCCUAUAUUAUGAUUUGCCUCCUAGUUUUCACCCGCCCCUGCCCGCUAUCCCUUGGCCACUAGCUAAUUAGAAAAGUUUUCCCCAUCCCAGUGGCCCGAGUAGCUGAACGCUCAUAGGUGCGAGUAGCCGAGUCGCCAUUUUUUAGCCCACGUGGCGUAUGAGCGACGGAGACGGAGCGACACUGGUGUCACACCUACUUACCUACCACACGUAGCCAGGAGCUCAACCAUUGGCUGGCAUAAAUCACAGUUGCCCCCGCUGUUCCGUCUUCCCCCAUCAUUUUCCUCCUGACGAAACGGAGCACCUAACGCACUCGGAGAGACACACCUUCAUUUCUGGAGAGGAGCAGGAGCAGGAGAAGGGCAGGAGCAGGGGCUGGGUUUUAGUUAGCUCGAGUUUCCCGGCGCACCUGCUCCUCUCUCUCUCGUCUCGUCUCUCUUUCUCGCUCUCUCUCGCUUUCUCAUUUGUAUUUACCUAAGACAGCAGUGGAAAAGUGGAAAUAAAAAAGGAAAAGCUGGCAAAAAACCGAGUACCUAACGAGCGAAAGCUGCGCACCUAAACCUGCGCUACACAAAAACUCCAGACGAGCUGAGAGCACCUCACAAACACUCACGCACACUGGCAAAUGCGAAGGAGGGAAGGCGGUGGAAAAGCGGUCGGGGAAAGCGGCGGAGGAAAAGGUGAAAGCCGAGCCAACAGAUGAGAACAGACGACGUUGACGAGCACACGACGAGGGAAAAUGACGAUGACGUUGAUGGGAAACAUAAAGCUUGAGGGGGAGGGAGGUAACAGGAAAAAUAUUGGAAAAUAACUACGUAAUAGAGAAAUGUUAAAGAAAACAUAAGAAUAAAUUCCGCAAUAAAUCAUGAAGAA
Messenger RNA from Drosophila sechellia, 2824 nucleotides. RefSeq lists its product as uncharacterized. The record is from RefSeq and is a predicted model, not a curated record. NCBI's taxonomy places the organism in Eukaryota, Metazoa, Arthropoda, Insecta, Diptera, Drosophilidae.